UUUCGCCAACGCACGUCAACGUAACGGUAACGGUGUAGUGGUCUGCGGAGUGCGGGGUACGCGUUGCGAAAGUUUUAGCUGCUUUCCACGACGCUUUUUGGUGCAGUUUUUUUCUAGUAAGAACAAAUAAAUUCGGAAUCAACAUGGCUCGAAUCGUAGCUAUGAAAGAAACACUCGAGAAGACGUUGAACGACGAAAGCAGACCCUGGACAAAGUACCUUGCACUUGCAGAGCAAAAGUCUGGAGUCAGCAGACUCUACCUUUUUAUAGGGGCGGUGGUAUUUUUGGCAUUGUACUUGAUUCUGGGCGUAGGACAGCAACUGGUAUGCAAUAUAAUUGGAUUUGUGUACCCAGCCUACUGUUCCAUGAAAGCACUUGAAAGCCCAAGCAAAGACGAUGACACAAAAUGGCUAACGUAUUGGGUUACGUUUGCUGUUUUCACGAUCAUCGAGUUCUUCUCCGAGUACAUCGUGUGCUGGUUUCCGGUGUAUUGGUUAAUAAAGUGCCUUUUCUACGUUUGGCUGAUGGCUCCCUCUGAAUACAACGGAUCUCUGAUGCUAUACCGGAAAGUUAUCCGUCCCAGAUUCGUGCAGUACCAGCCCCGAGUUGAUAAAUUAUUGUCUAACGCUGGCGAAAUCGCAAAGAAAGCUGCAGCAAAUGCACUCCUGACCGAGAAGAAGGAAUAACUUCAUUACAUCCAGCUUCUAUUUUCCAACAAUUAGUAAGAAAAAAAAAGAAAAAAAAAGACUUUGAGCUUUUACCCAUUCCUUCAGAUAUUUAAUUAAAAACUGAAAACUAUACAAUCAUCCUCGCACAAAUUCGAGUCUCUAAAAAAUGACUCUAUAAAAAAAAGAAAGAGAGAGAGAGAAUUAUGCAAAUCUACAAUUUUUUUUUUAACGACUCAUGGAAUGCAUUUUUAUGUAACGUAAAUCUGUUUGUGUAACUUGUCGCUUCCGUGAGCUGUACUUUGUCAAAGAAUGCCUAAAAUUGAACAUAUAUAUAUUUUUCCAAAUUAAAAGCCUAUUGAUGAAUUAAGUGCCUAAGAAUUAUUGCUAGAAAAGUUUGUCAUUUGAUUUUAAAAAAUGGCGAAAUGUGAGAGUAUAUUUGUUGCUUGUGAUAUGCUUUUCAUGUUCCAGGUAAUUCGUGAAAUUGUGUCUGUAAUGUGCCAUUUUCUCCAUUAAUUUGCACAUGCUGUGGUAUAAAAAUAUAAAAAAUUAAGGUACUUUGUCAGAAAAUGCCAAACGUUUUUUUUUUUUUUUUGUGAUUUACCGUCGCUUGUGCUGCUGUGAAUAUUUAUCAGAUGUUGGCAAAACAUUUUUAUUGUAGAUAUUAUUCAAUGUUAGGCUAUAUCGCGAAAAAAAGAUGGAUCUUCUAAAGUUUUAAACUCUGUUGAAUCGGUGACAAAGAAAUUUAGUAAACUUAAUCGAGAAAUUCGUAAACUUGGUAAAAACUUGAGACAUAUUUUUCAUUAAAAUUGAAACGACUAUUUCAGUUCUACCGAAAAAUGUGCGAAUUUCCGUUCCUGAUUGUUGUAAUAGAUAAAUAAAUUCAAAAUGGACCACAAAAUGCAUUGAAAGAUAAUGUCCCGUUGGUAGUAGAGCUAUGCGGGACGACUUAUCGGCCGAGAAUGGUUGUUUUCUGUGCUGAGUUACCGACCGAUGGUAAUUAUCUGUUGUUGGUAAUUUAGCAGAGAACAUAUCCUUGCUCGGUCGGUAAGUGUUCCCGAAUUAAAUCGGGGAAACAAUCAUAAUUUAAUAUUGUAAUAUUUAGUUUUCGAGUAGGAGUGCUACGCCAGUUUAUUGUUAAACUUGUGUCUUAAAAUCCGGUUUGUACAAAGGCGGUUGAUUUGGUGUAUCGUAGAAACUAUCAUUUUUUCCACCAAAAUAUACGAAUAAAGAUAGUUUCAUUGUG
Belonocnema kinseyi is the source of this 1911-nucleotide messenger RNA. RefSeq names its product receptor expression-enhancing protein 5-like. The transcript is spliced from 4 exons. The record is from RefSeq and is a predicted model, not a curated record. Lineage: Eukaryota; Metazoa; Arthropoda; Insecta; Hymenoptera; Cynipidae. Bases 144 to 686 code for a protein of 180 amino acids.